Molecule: messenger RNA, 2323 nt
Organism: Rana temporaria (common frog)
Lineage: Eukaryota; Metazoa; Chordata; Amphibia; Anura; Ranidae
Product: Ig-like V-type domain-containing protein FAM187A
Exons: 1
Coding region: 626-1885 (419 amino acids)
Source: RefSeq, a predicted model, not a curated record
ACGCACCAGUGUGAAAGGGCUCUUAGGGAAUUACAUACACAAUUUUAGUGUUUGGGUUUAUAGACAUUAAAAAAAAAAAAAAAAUCCCCACUUAGACUGGCAGUUGGCAAAUGACAGUUGGAAUUUGAAUUUGUUUUCUGGCUAACUGACAUCCCUACCACAGAUAUUUUUUAUCCAUGUCUAAACAGACUUGAAUAUUACACUCACACAGCUAAAAAUAAAGACCCCUAUUCUUGUGUUAAAUCUUUAUUCAUUAAACUCAUUAUAGAAGAAAUAAGAAAAACAGAGGGUUUGCUGAUUACAUUUAAUCUGAUAAAAUAAAAUAAAAUCUAGCAUCUCUGAUUGAUUUCUAUAGGCUGAUCCAUACAUUUCAAUGCUUAUAAAUGAUUUCCAAUACAAUAUGUAGCAAUUUCCAUCCAGUAAUAUUCACAGACCAAACUAAUUCAUCUGCUAGAUCAGUUUACAGGGGUGUAUAGUUCCUGUGUUUUCCAUUGCAAAGCCUGGGUGAUGUCUCCAUGGCAACAAUGGAACAUUGUGACAUCACAGAACAGCUGAGGCGAUAAAUAGCCUGCAGCCUCACUGCUCCUGCAGAAGUCUCUGACCUCAGUACAGUGCAGACCGUUCGAUGCAUUCUACUAUGUUCACAAAGCUUAUUAGUAUUUUGAUGCUUUUCAUCUGUUGGCAGAUCACAACAGUGAAUGCUUAUGUUGUUGCAGAAAAGGAACAAACACAUGAAAAGCUUUUAUGCCCGUCUAUUCCGAUUUUUGAAAGUGUGGCUUAUGGCACCGAUAUGACCAUAGAACUGCCUUGUAAGUGCAGACCAGACAAAAACACACAAGUUUACUGGUUCUAUAAACAAUCAGUGAACAGUGUAGCAACUCGGAUGCUGACACCAGAUGGAACACACAAGUCUCUUCAUGUGGAGUCGAAGAUCAUCACCAAAGUGUACAACGUCAUCAUACACAAGGCUCGCGUAAAAGACUCUGGAAUUUACUUAUGUGGAAACGGCGAUGGUGCGUUCUUCUGGGGGUACGAACUUGAUGUGCAGGAUACCUCAAAUGCUUAUGUGGCAUUUCAGGAGCACCGCCAAGACCCCCAGCCAGACCUCCAAACAGAGCACUUGACAGCCUUCACCGCUUUCUGGAAGUGGCAAAAGUGUGACCGCUGCGAUGGCCCCGGGGAACAAAGAAAGAUAGGCUUUUGCUAUGUCAGUAGUGCCCAUCUUAAACCAAGGUACAUGCUCUCACAGAGCAGUGUUGUUCCCUGCGGCUCACAUGGGAUUCCUGACAACCUGCGAAAGGAAAUUUCCGAUCGAAGACCAGAAAUAUUCAUCAGGAGUUGUAAUGUCCCCUGCCACAUAAGGGUUCCAGGGUUUAAAGGUACCGCCGAUUACUUGUGGCACCAAUUAAGCAAGAUUAAGACAUUUAUCCCAUUCUUCCCCAAUGCUCCGACUGAAAAACAUAAACACACCUUGGGGAGCAGCCUUACUCUUGCCUGCCCAGGUGCCAAACCAGGAGAUGCUGUUGCCUGGGAUAAAAACAACAAACAUUUCUACAAAUCAGACUAUCUGAUUGGCCAAAAGGAGGCGACACGUAUCUACAUAGAUCACGGCAAUAAUCUGAACUUUCGAUAUGUCCGGUACAGCGAUGAAGCAACAUAUUACUGUUGGCUGCAAGGGAAGCUUAAAGCUGGCAUCAAACUGAUCCUUCAAGCGGACCCAACAGAAAAGCGAAAGUUCUCUGAUGCUGACUCCAUCCUCGCUAUGAAAUAUAUUGGUGUCAGUUUUGUCAUUUUUUUCUUUAUUUUUGUCAUGGUCCAUUGCAUAAAAUUCAGCGCCUAUACAUUUAAGUGUUCGCCAUCACCAUGCAUAGCAGACAUGGUCUAAGGAGUCGUUCAUGGGUCACUAGAAGUCAUGGUCUGGUCACACCAUGAGUGUUAGGACCUAGGCUUAAACCUGGGACCUCUUUUGUGUCUGGCAUUGGCUCUUCCCACUGAGCUAUCUGGGAUGCUGGACAGUUCCCUGCCUGAUCUGCUGAAUAAAUCUAUCUGAUCCCUUAGACUACUCUCUGCUUGGUGUCUUGAUUGCUGUUGAACCCCUUGCUCCUCCCAUGCCAGGUUAUUGUGCAUUCCCUGCUGCCAUCUGUACCUGCAACCACCUGUGUUUGACCCUCGGCCUGUUCCUGGACUACUCUACUGCCUGGUCCCAAUCUGCAGCCAUCCGUGUUUGAUCCUCGGCCUGUUCUUUGGCUGCUCUACUGCUUGAUCCCAACCUGCAGCCACUCAUGAUUGAUCCCUUGGCUUGUUUACUGACCAUGCUGCUGUU